AUGGUCGACAUCACGGAGCAGGACGCGUGGAUCGCGCAUCUCAGCGAGUGCAAGCAGCUCUCGGAGAACGACAUCAAGCGGCUCUGUGACAAGGCUCGCGAGAUCCUCCUCACCGAGUCCAACGUCCAGCCCGUCCGCUGCCCCGUUACCGUCUGCGGUGACAUCCACGGUCAGUUCCACGACCUCUCAGAGCUCUUCCGCAUCGGUGGCAACUCGCCCGACACGAAUUACCUCUUCAUGGGUGACUAUGUCGACCGAGGCUACUACUCGGUGGAGACCGUAACCCUGCUCGUAGCGCUCAAAGUACGAUACCGUGACCGCGUCACCAUCCUCCGUGGCAACCACGAGUCGCGACAGAUCACCCAGGUGUACGGCUUCUACGACGAGUGCCUGCGCAAAUACGGCAACGCCAACGUGUGGAAGUACUUCACCGACCUGUUCGACUACCUGCCAUUGACAGCGUUGAUCGACGAUCAGAUUUUCUGCCUGCACGGCGGCCUCUCUCCGUCGAUCGACACGCUGGACCACAUCCGUUCCAUCGACCGCAUCCAGGAGGUGCCACACGAGGGCCCCAUGUGCGACCUGCUCUGGUCCGACCCGGACGACCGUUGUGGCUGGGGCAUCUCGCCAAGAGGUGCGGGUUACACGUUCGGUCAGGACAUCUCGGAAGCGUUCAACCACAACAACGGCCUCACACUGGUAGCUCGUGCGCAUCAGCUCGUCAUGGACGGCUUCAACUGGUCGCAGGAGCGCAACGUCGUCACCAUCUUCUCGGCCCCCAACUACUGCUACCGUUGCGGCAACCAGGCAGCCAUCAUGGAGAUCGACGAAAACCUCAAGUAUACCUUCUUGCAGUUCGACCCGGCCCCGCGCGCAGGCGAGCCGCUCGUCUCGAGGAGAGUGCCGGAUUACUUUUUGUAA
Molecule: messenger RNA, 921 nt
Organism: Kalmanozyma brasiliensis GHG001
Lineage: Eukaryota; Fungi; Basidiomycota; Ustilaginomycetes; Ustilaginales
Product: Phosphoesterase domain protein
Exons: 1
Coding region: 1-921 (306 amino acids)
Biological process (GO): peptidyl-serine dephosphorylation; mitotic cell cycle
Cellular component (GO): cytosol
Molecular function (GO): protein serine/threonine phosphatase activity
Source: RefSeq, a predicted model, not a curated record